AUGAAGAUUUUCUGUGUUUCUUUCUUUAUAUCUGCUGUUUUGAGCGAUCUUGUCUUUGGCGAAGCUCUUUCGACUUAUUCUGCGGCAGAGCUCAAAUGCUUGGAAAGAACUCUUGCUUGCGAGGCGAGAUCGAAAAUUCCCGCUUAUAAAAACGAAGAUAUGCGAGCUCAUGCGGCGAUCGAAUGCAUCGAUUUAGCGAUGGAUUGCUUGGCGCUAGAAUACAUUGGAAAACUGUAA
This is a messenger RNA of Oikopleura dioica, 237 nucleotides long. The record is from the annotation of a GenBank genome assembly. Lineage: Eukaryota; Metazoa; Chordata; Appendicularia; Copelata; Oikopleuridae.